UGCAGACCAGCACCAGGGAAUACACUUUUAAGAACAUUAGCCCUCAAAGCUAUGGAUGACAUAGCUAAAGAAAGGAAAUACUGGAGCAACCCCGGAGACUUAUUUAACUGAAGGGUGGUGGUGAUGGAGUGGGUUUCCUGAAGGCUGAAAUAAUCAUAGCAUUUGCAUAUAAGAGCACCCAAGCCAUGGAGAAUCGUAUAUAUUUACAAGUAAUUAGUUUUAAUUAGCUAUAAGGAAAGAGUCUAAUCUUUCCUGCAGGAAUUCACUCCUCUUCCCACAGAUAGGGUAUCUGAAGAGAAAAACAUCCGCUUCCCUACUUCCUCCUCAAAAACACUUCGGUUUAAUCAUGCAGGAUGCAAUCUAGGGUCGAGGACGAAGUAGUACCCGAAGCUCCUUCGCCGCCAAGCUGGGCUCGCUGGGGAGCGGAACAGUUAUCAGACUUGAGGGCUACCAAGCUGCCCCCACGGAUGCUCUGAACCUGACUGCUGCCUCGUCAUCUGCUUCCCACUCACAACUCCGGCCCCGGGGCUCCAGGGUCCCCGGACCUCGGGAAGAGUCCUUAGGGAAGAGAGUCCUCUUUCCGGGUAAGGGAGUGAGCGCAGGACUCCUCGCACCAGUCGAGCCCUGGGCCAGUUGGGUCCUGAAGUAGCUGAAAUGCGAAAAAGACAGCAAACGCAAAAUGAAGGAACACCUGCUGUGUCCCAGACUCCUGGAAACCAGAGGCCCAACAACACAUGCUGUUUCUGCUGGUGCUGCUGCUGUAGCUGCUCCUGCCUCACCGUUAGAAAUGAAGAAAGAGGGGAGAGUGCAGGAAGACCCAUACACACCACAAAAAUGGAGAGUAUCCAGGUCCUAGAGGAGAGCCAAAGCCCCACUGCAGAUGAAGUCUUAUCCUGGUCUCAAAGUUUUGACAAGAUGAUGAAGGACCCUGCAGGAAGAAACCUUUUCCGGGAGUUCCUCCGAACAGAAUACAGCGAAGAGAAUCUGCUUUUCUGGCUUGCCUGUGAAGAUUUAAAGAAAGAGCAGAACAAAAAAGUCAUUGAAGAAAAAGCCAGGAUGAUAUAUGAAGAUUACAUUUCCAUUCUAUCACCAAAAGAGGUCAGUCUCGAUUCUCGAGUUAGAGAGGUGAUCAAUAGAAAUCUGUUGGAUCCUAACCCUCACAUGUAUGAAGAUGCCCAACUUCAGAUAUAUACCUUAAUGCACAGAGAUUCUUUUCCAAGGUUUUUGAACUCUCAGAUUUAUAAGGCAUUUGUUGAAAGUACUGCUGGCUCUUCUUCUGAAUCAUAAUUUUCAUUUGAAAAAAUCAUUUGGGAGGGCUGGGACGGGAAACAGAAAAAAUGAAAUAACAUCCCAAGUUGAGUUCCUGGAGGACUACAGUUUAGCUUUCCUCAGGAUACUGUGAAAAUACUACUAGUAUGGUCUUUGUCUCCAUUUUUAUCAAGGUUAUCCAUGAUUGAGUGUGGAGAAAAUACCACAUAAAACAAUGAAUUGCCAAAUUAGGUUUGUUUUAUGCAGCACUCAUGCUACUUGCGAGCAAACUGUAUUUGUAGGCUAUGAAGAGUCUCCUAGUUCUCUCCAGAGGCUGCAUGUGCAAAGUAAAAACUGCUUCAUUUGUCACAUAGUUGUUGUACUAUUUAAUCAAAUCGCGUAACUUAUAUCUGUAUUUAAGGACUUUUGUGCAAUAUGGUCUUACUAAAUAAUUGCCAAAAAUGGGCUGUGGUUUGCAUUUUUUUAAACAUCUGAAACAGAAAAAAAGCAAUUUUUAAAAUGUAACAAUAGUAUUCAACAUGCUAUAUACUGUGUUUAGUAUACUACUUUUGAAGCCAAUAUUUCUGUAUAUGAAAAAAAGAGCUACUUAUCUGCUUGUUGGAAAAUCCUAAUGAAGGAUUCCUCUGGUUGUUCACUGCCAGUACUGUGGCAUUUUCAUUACAGAAGACUGCAAUGUUAAAAAAAAAAGACAAAAGGGAAAAAAGCACAAAACAAUUUGAAGAUAUCUUAGCUCAAUGACAAAUCAAAGUGAUAUUGUUUUUAAUUGUAAUACAAGAUGAAUCUAUGUAUAUAUCAGAUGUCCAAUACUGUAAUUAAUUUAUUAAAGACUGGCUCUCCAGUUCUCAAAUGGUUGUGUAAAGUUAUGUACUUCAGCAAGAAAAAAAAUAAACUUGAUAACUUAGUUUUGGAAUAUAAAGAAAAGGAUUUAAUAAAGGAAUGCCUAUAUGUAGCACUGUAAAACAUUUUGACGAAUAGGAUCUCUCCUGUGCUUGAAAGUAAAAUCCAGUGAAAAGCUAAGUUUUUGCUAUAAAAUAUUUCAUAAAGGUUGUGAAGAAGGUACUUCUCUACUUCAGACCUUAACUGUUUUCACAUAGUAUCUUUAACAUUUAUUUUAAAAAAGUUAAAACCAAAUUAUUCAUUCUCAUCCAUAAUUAAAAGGCAGUACAGUGCUCAAAUCUUUUAGCUGCCAUAUUAUUUUUUAUAAUUACACUAACUCUAUAAAAAAUACUUGCCUGAUAUUGGCUUGUACUUCUGACAUUCAAAACAAUGUCCUAUUGUGCACAAAAAUAAUAAUAAUAAUCAGUGUCAUAUUUAUAUCAAAGUGUAACAUUUGAAUAUUAAUAUCCCUGGAUACUAUUUUUUUAACCUUAAGGUGAAUGAAUAUAAUACUGAGUCAACUAAAAUGAAAGUUUUAAAAAGAUUUAUAUCCAUGGAAAACACUGGCCUUAUAUUAAGGAUGAUAUUAAAAUUACAAGUUUUCUUUGUCAUUUUUAACUACCUCUCAUUUUUUAAUUUAUUAAACAUAUUUUUAAAAAAACAA
Chinchilla lanigera (long-tailed chinchilla) is the source of this 2809-nucleotide messenger RNA. RefSeq names its product regulator of G-protein signaling 17 (gene Rgs17). The transcript has 5 exons. NCBI's taxonomy places the organism in Eukaryota, Metazoa, Chordata, Mammalia, Rodentia, Chinchillidae. The coding region runs from base 655 to 1287 and encodes 210 amino acids. The record is from RefSeq and is a predicted model, not a curated record.